Gadus chalcogrammus (walleye pollock) is the source of this 1879-nucleotide messenger RNA. RefSeq names its product clarin 1 (gene clrn1). The coding region runs from base 134 to 829 and encodes 231 amino acids. Gene Ontology annotation, biological process: sensory perception of sound; equilibrioception. The transcript is spliced from 3 exons. NCBI's taxonomy places the organism in Eukaryota, Metazoa, Chordata, Actinopteri, Gadiformes, Gadidae. The record is from RefSeq and is a predicted model, not a curated record.
GCCACCGCAUGUCCCCCCGCCGCAGGGUCCACCUCUGAGGACGGUCGGUUAUCUUUCCUCUUCUCUAGAGUUUAUACGCGCGUCUCCAUGGGUGCAGCUCAACUUCGUGGAGUAAUAACGGUGUGACGUCAGCAUGCCGAACCGACAGAAGAGGACGGUGUUUUGUGUGGCAGGUGCCCUGGGCUUCGUGUGCGUAUUGACGGUGGCGGUGUCGCUGGGCCUCCCCCGGUGGCUGCACGGUACCGUGCUCUGCCACACCGGGGCCCAGCUGGUCAACGCGUCCGGAGCCGAGCUGGACAAGUUCCUGGGCCGGCUGAGCUAUGGACUCUUCCAGGGGGAGAGGGUCAAGCAGUGCGGACUUGGCGGGAGACCCCUCCGCUUCUACUUCUUCCCAGGUAUGAUCCAUGUGAUCCCAUUGGGUCUCCACGUCACCGUGCUCUUCUUCUGCGGCGUCCUGGUGCUCUUCUCCUCGCUGGCCACCGGCUUCUUCUUCUUCAACGCCUUCGGGAGCCCCUAUGAGACCCUGCAAGGCCCUCUUGGUCUCUACCUCUGGAGUGCUUCCUGCUGUGUGUGCAGCUGCCUGGUGAUGAUCCUGUUUGCUGCGGAGGUGAAGCUGAAGCACAUGUCAAGACGGAUCGCCAACUUCAACGAGGUCUUCGACUACACGACUUACAGUGAGACUUACGACGUCUCCUAUUGGCUCUUCCUUCUCGUCUUCUUCCUUAACGCACUGAACUUCCUGUUAAUCCGUGUGGCUGGGAUUGACUUCCCCUUCCGGCAAAACAAGGAGUCGGAGGUAACCACCGGAGCGGCUGACCUCCUGUACUGACCGGCUGUAGGCCCGAAACAUACCGAGCGGGAAGUUCGCCUCAUAUUGUAGCGUGACACACAACCAGAAUAAGAAUUUAAGUAUUAAUUGAUGUAUUAAAUGGGCUUCAUUGUGCCUUCAUGAACAGGCUGGUGAAUGGAGACAGCAAAGUGGGUUGUAGAAGAGAGCGAAUGACGUGUAGCAUCCGAGACAAGGUGGGAAUCGUACCUGGGUUGCUACAAGGCAUAUUGCUUCAUGUUUACUGCAUUAGCCCGUUUAUAUGGAGGUGUACUCAGGGUCCUGAGGUCUAGAAGGUUCUCUGAUACAGAUCUCCAUCUCUAGAGCUUAGAACCGACAGGCAGAAAGAAUUACCUGUCGCCAGUUACGACCUCCGCUAGCUGGGAGUUUAAACAGCAAUGAUGUCGUUCAUCACACCUAACGAAAUGGUCACAUCAAACUUAAUUUAGAGAGCUCUUAAUUCGAAGGAAGUAAAGUUGACGUCACAUCGCUGAACCGGAGGCCAGUGUGGCUGCAGUCCCCUAGACUAUCUCUUCCUCCUCAAUGUCGGGAUUUUUAUGUCAUGUAGACAUAUGUGGAACUAGGUCAGUACUAUGUUAUGUAAAGGUAAGGAUCAGUACUUUGUUGGUUAGGAUCACUACUUUGUUGUGUUAGUUAGGGUUAGGGUCAGGGUUCAGGUCUGUAAUUAGUUAGCGUCAGGGUUCAGGUCAGUAAUUAGUUAGUGUUAGGAUCAGGGUUAGGGUCAGUACUUGUUAAAGUUAGUUAGGGUCAGUACUUUGUAAGGUUAGUUAGGGUUAGGAUCAAGGUUAGGGUCAGUACUUUAUGGAAUAUUAGAUAGGGAUGGGAUCAGGGUUAGUCUUUACUUUAUCCUGUAACAGUCAUGGAUAUUGGAUAGUUGAGGUAGGUUCAAGUUCAGUACUUGGAAUUGUUUUCAAUGUUUAUCAGUAGUUCAUGUGUGCCAUUUUUUUAUGUCAUUUUUGAAAAGAUUCCGUACAGUAAUGUUUUAUCACUGUUUUAUCCUUCAAUAAAAUAAAACAAAAGAUCGGAUAAAGU